ACCUUACGGUAUUAAAUGCCAAAAGGUAGAAGAAAAGCAUAAAAGAAGGUCCUUUUCUCUUCGUUAGACUUAUAGCCGGAGUCUAAAGCAGCAUGGAGACUCUACAAGGCUCCUACGAUGGCGGAGGGAGUGGGUUUUUCUUCCCUCCGGCCGGCUCUCCUCGCUCAGCAAUGUCCCGACACCAAUACCCAGCGCCAGAGAAAGGUCACUUGCCUUCUCAGCCUCCUACCGUCCUCCAUUGGUUCCGACUGGACUCCCUUCGCCUCAGCGACAAUCCUGCCUUCCAUCAUGCCGUAUCUUCCGGCAAGAGACUCAAAGCGGUCGUUAUUCUUGAUCCCUGGUUCAACAGCAAUAACAAGAGCGGGCCUUCUGCCAACGUCUGGCGAUUCUUGUUAGAGUCAUUACACGAUUUAGACAGUCGCCUACAGAAAAGACCAUACAACACAAGGCUCAAUAUCUACCUGGGGCAACCCACCGUAGUUUUGUCUGCUUUAUUUCACAAGUGGAAUGUGUCUGAGCUAACCUUUCAAGCUUCCCAGACAAGCCUUGAGUCAAAGAAACAUGACGAGCUCAUAAAAUUUGCUGCCGACAGUCAAAACGUGAAAACGACCUCGUUCUACUCCCACACUCUCUACAACCCUGAGGACAUCCUUCGUGCCAACAAUGGCCGGUUCCCUCAUUCCUAUAAAGAGCUCCGUCGUCUCCUCCCGCUAGUCGGGCGUCCACGAGAACCUUUUCCUGAACCAGAUCCAGUCCUUGUCCUCUUGCGACAAAACUCACCGGAAGACCAAGACCUGGAGGAGCCUGAGAACCGUAUCCCAUCACUUCAGGAUCUUGGGUUUGGACUAGAAGAGACGCUUUACACCAAUUCGUGGGUUGGAGGAGAAACCGAGGGACUUAGUCGCCUCUCGAAUUUCUGUAGUCGUCGUUCGACGCAGCCAAACGAACCAAUCACUUGGUUAAUCAGUAAAGACUCUCUCGGGCCUUACAUUAGGUUUGGCUGUCUCUCGGUCCGUCAGUUAUUCAGUCAGCUCCGUCAGUAUGCAUCCACAUCAAGCAAAGGCCAGGUCCUGUUUGCAGAACUCACUAAGAAUCUCUUAAUGCGAGAGUUUGCGUACAUGGUCGGACUGACGGUUCCCAAGUUCGACACGAUGAAGGAUAACCCUCUCUGUAUUCAGCUCCCGUGGGAAGAGAACGAGCGAUUCUUCUACGCCUGGAAGGAGGGGCGAACAGGGUAUCCAUGGAUCGAUGCAGCAAUGCGUCAAAUCGUCCGUGAUGGCUGGUCGCAUUACUCCACUCGUCAGAGCAUUGCCGUGUUCCUCACCCGGGGGUACCUCUGGAUCAGCUGGGAGAAAGGGCUCGAGUUCUUUCAAGAACACAUGCUUGAUUUCGAGCUACCGGUCUCUACAGUCUGCUGGAUGCAGAGCUCUUGUUCCGGAUUUUUUGUAGACUUUAUUGAGAGCUACGACCCGUGUUACAUUGGAAAGCAGAUGGAUUCCGACGGUCACUUCAUAAAACUCUAUGUCCCCGAGCUUCAGGAUUUCCCUUCUGAUUACAUCCACACUCCUUGGCUUGCCCCUCUCCAUGUCCAGCAGCAAGCAAACUGCAUCAUUGGGAAGGAUUACCCUAAACCGCUUGUUGAUCUCUGCUCGCAGGGCGAAUUGUGCUGUCAGCGCGUGAGGUCCAUCUUGACUGCGUUAAGGGAGUUAUACGGUGAUAAUCCAUAACCAUUCUUAUUGCUCUGACACUCUACACUCAUUCUUGGAUACUGUCAAUGUUCUAUGUCUGCUACACAUUCCUCCUCCUCCUUCUCAAGUAUUAGCUUGCCCUUUUAACUUUAUUGUAGAUGUACUAGCAGUGCAUGUAUCUCUAUGCAGUAUUCCUCGUGUAACGUGAAAUGUACUUCAAUUUAAUAAUAAUCAAUAUUUUCAAUUAAUGUUACACUAUGUUGUUCCCCCUUUCUCUCUAUGCAAUGUAUGUGUAUGUGUUAAUGAAAAUGACCAUCAUUGUAAUUUUAUGCUGCAGUCCUUAAGUGUAUAAUUUUAUUGUUUUUUCUGGUCUUUUUGUUAAUAAUUUAUUGAGUCUUUUUAAAAAUAAUUAUUAAUUUGUUAAUAAUAUAAAAAUA
Messenger RNA from Amphimedon queenslandica, 2125 nucleotides. Its product is annotated as cryptochrome-2-like. Gene Ontology annotation, molecular function: FAD binding; DNA binding; deoxyribodipyrimidine photo-lyase activity. Bases 93 to 1727 code for a protein of 544 amino acids. Gene Ontology annotation, cellular component: cytoplasm; nucleus. Gene Ontology annotation, biological process: entrainment of circadian clock by photoperiod; circadian regulation of gene expression. The transcript has a single exon. The record is from RefSeq and is a predicted model, not a curated record. Lineage: Eukaryota; Metazoa; Porifera; Demospongiae; Haplosclerida; Niphatidae.